Saccostrea cuccullata (small rock oyster) is the source of this 568-nucleotide messenger RNA. RefSeq lists its product as uncharacterized. The transcript has 3 exons. Lineage: Eukaryota; Metazoa; Mollusca; Bivalvia; Ostreida; Ostreidae. The coding region runs from base 149 to 568 and encodes 139 amino acids. The record is from RefSeq and is a predicted model, not a curated record.
GGAAGCAUGGUGGGGAAUAUCAAGGCAGCUUCGGGUUCCAGCACUAUUUUUAAUGUUGUGACGUAACAAUAAAUUAAAGCCAUUGUGACGUCAUUGCAUUAUUUCCUUGAGAAGCAUUCUUCGCGAAUUCCUUUUCAAGCAUUGAAUCAUGGCUUUCUUUGUCUUCAACUGGACUAAGAGAACAUACAUCCUUGCAGUGCUAUCUUUGGUGCUGCUGGUCAUAACGACCAAACACAAGGAAUACUUCUACUGUGAGGAGAAACCAUUGAGCAGUUUUGAGAAGUUUGCCAUUUGGCUGGGAUUUAUGGAAAAACCCAAACCUUGUCCAGGAAAGGAGGACCUUUACACGAUGGCGGUUGAGAUGAGCGUUUCUGCUGCUGCUGUCAUUGCAAGUACCGCCAUACCCAGGUUAUUGAACUGGUCUUUAUCCUUAAUGGGUCGGGCAGCUCAGGCCAUAAAGGGAGGAUUCAAGUACCUGAAAGGUAUUAGGAUAAACGGAGACCAAAUCUUUCUUUUUUCCAAUUUAAAGAAAAUACCGAUACCACGGAAGAGAAUUGGUGAAACGUAA